Molecule: messenger RNA, 582 nt
Organism: Staurois parvus
Lineage: Eukaryota; Metazoa; Chordata; Amphibia; Anura; Ranidae
Source: the annotation of a GenBank genome assembly
AUGGCUGCCAUCCGUAAGAAACUCGUCAUCGUUGGAGAUGGGGCGUGCGGGAAGACGUGCCUUCUGAUCGUGUUUAGUAAAGACCAGUUCCCGGAAGUCUACGUCCCUACGGUGUUUGAGAACUACGUGGCUGACAUUGAGGUGGACAGUAAACAGGUGGAACUUGCUUUGUGGGACACAGCCGGACAGGAAGACUACGACAGACUGAGACCUCUGUCCUACCCAGACACAGACGUUAUAUUAAUGUGCUUCUCCAUCGACAGCCCUGACAGUUUAGAAAAUAUCCCCGAAAAGUGGACUCCGGAAGUAAAACAUUUCUGCCCCAAUGUGCCCAUCAUCCUGGUGGGGAACAAGAAGGACCUGCGUAAUGACGAGCACACCCGCCGGGAACUGACGAAGAUGAAACAGGAGCCGGUCAAGCCGGAGGAGGGGCGCGACAUGGCCAACAGGAUCUCCGCUUACGGCUACAUGGAGUGUUCGGCAAAGACAAAAGAUGGCGUCCGAGAGGUCUUCGAGCUGGCCACAAGGGCGGCUCUGCAAGCCAGACGUGGCAAGAAGAAAACCACGUGCCUUCUCAUCUAA